AUAUCAAUUCUUCGAAAAAGAAAAUUAAAAAAAUAUCUCACAAUUCUCUUCUCUCUCUCUCUCCCUAUACAAAAUGGAACCUAAUGAAAGCCAACAACACCACCUCAGCUCCUACUUCACCACCACCACCACCACUCCCGCCACCACUACCCCUUCACCCACCAAUGGACUUCUUCCGCCGCCUCCCAAUUCUGCUUCCGACGGUGGCGGCGGACCUCAUAUGGUCUUCCCUCACUCUGUCGGACCAUCCUCUGCUGCUGUCUCAACUGCACCAGUGGAGCCCACGAGGAGGAAGCGUGGCAGGCCGAGGAAGUAUGGAACGCCAGAGCAAGCAUUAGCGGCAAAGAAAACGACGUCAUCUUCUUCUAAUUCUUUUCCCAGGGAGAAGAGGGAAGCGACUUCUUCGACGUCUCCUGCCUACUCGGGUUCCUCAAGAAAGUCUCAACAGUUGCUUGCCCUUGGCAAUGCCGGACAAGGUUUUACUCCACAUGUUAUAAAUGUUUCUGCUGGUGAGGAUGUAGCUCAGAAAAUUAUGCUUUUUGUGCAACAAAGUAGGCGUGAAAUUUGUAUUUUGUCUGCUUCUGGUUCAAUCUCAAAUGCAUCCCUCCGCCAGCCAGCAACUUCAGGAGGCAACAUUACAUAUGAGGGUCGGUUUGAGAUCAUUUCGCUAUCUGGAUCUUAUGUGCGCACUGAUAUUGGAGGUAGAACUGGAGGGCUUAGUGUAUGUCUAUCUAAUACGGAUGGCCACAUCAUUGGAGGAGGGGUUGGUGGACCCCUAACAGCUGGUGGCCCUGUUCAGGUCAUUGUAGGUACAUUUGUGCUUGAUAACAAGAAGGAUGUUAACACUGGUGUAAAAGUUGACGCGUCUCCAGUUGGGGGACCAUCAAUGUCAAACAUGGGCUUCCGUUCUCCGGGUGAUUCGACUGGGAGAAAUCCAGUCAGGGGAAAUGAUGAUCAUCCAACCAUGGGAGGCAAUCCUUUCAUGAUUCCUCCUCUAGGUAUGCAUGUGGCUCCUUCAAGGCCCACAGAUUGGAGGGGUGGUCCAGAUACUAGAGUCAAUACCGGUUAUGACUUGACAGGAAGAACAGGUCAUGGAGCACACCAAUCUCCUGAAAAUGGUGACUACGAACAAUUUCCGGACUAGAGAUUUAUUUUGGGCUUUGAAAUAGUGUUUUCCCAUAUCUAUCUCUCUAAUGACACAGGUACUUUGACAAGAGAAAUACAUUGUACAACUUUUUUCACCCAUUGUGGAGUGUAACAUGGUAUAUCUGUACAGAUUACUUGGACUCAUAACUCUUUGUUAACUUAUGCUAUUCUUAAAUUUGACGUGUUGAUCUUAAUAAUUUCUAGGUCUAUGAUUCUGCAUACCAUUGAAAUAUUGUCUUCUAUUGAUCAUUUUGCGUGCUCGUUGGUAAAGAAACUCACCCGUUCUGGAGUCGAAGGUGUGAGUAAUGCAACUUGGGAUAAUUACAAUUAGUGAUAAUCACUAUUUAAGACAUGUUAUACGAAGCAUGGUUUUGGUCUUCGUCCCGGAUAAAAGGAAGAUCCAAUGUCGAUAUUUGACGAGCUGUAAUAGCAUGAACGUAUGUUGUCUUUUUGCUUCUUAUUGAAAUGGAGUCAAAUCUUGUUUGUUAGA
Messenger RNA from Jatropha curcas, 1636 nucleotides. Its product is annotated as AT hook motif DNA-binding family protein. The record is from RefSeq and is a predicted model, not a curated record. Gene Ontology annotation, molecular function: minor groove of adenine-thymine-rich DNA binding. NCBI's taxonomy places the organism in Eukaryota, Viridiplantae, Streptophyta, Magnoliopsida, Malpighiales, Euphorbiaceae.